Messenger RNA from Morchella sextelata, 1458 nucleotides. RefSeq lists its product as uncharacterized. The transcript has 5 exons. The record is from RefSeq and is a predicted model, not a curated record. NCBI's taxonomy places the organism in Eukaryota, Fungi, Ascomycota, Pezizomycetes, Pezizales, Morchellaceae. The coding region runs from base 1 to 1458 and encodes 485 amino acids.
AUGUCGAGCACGACUGCCCUCUCUUCGUCUUCCCGCUGGCAUGACCUCGCCCUACACCCAAGCCCCAACAACCGUUUUCUCGUGGACAAUACCGGCGCGCCCUUCUUUUGGCUCGCCGACACCGCCUGGGAGCUUUUCCAUGCUCUUAACUCUAGUGAAGUCGACACCUAUCUUUCCGACCGCGCAUCAAAGGGCUACACCGUUAUCCAGGCUGUCGCAAUCGCGGAAAAUGACGGAUUAGUGGUCCCGAACCGCAAUGGAGAUCUGCCACUGGUAGAUGCGGACCCGACGAGGCCCGUGGAGGCGUAUUUUGACUAUAUAGAUGAGGUGGUGGAUAAGGCGUGGGCGCUAGGGAUGAGAGUUGCGUUGGUGCCAACCUGGGGGAGGUAUGUCAGCGAAGGAUAUCAUGGACCGCCGGUGAUAUUCGAUGAGGAUAAUGCGAAGGUGUUUGGUGAAUAUAUCGGGAAGCGUUAUGCAGGACUACCAAAGAUAUUAGGAGGAGACUCGAAUCGAUACUGGGGCCCCUGGCUCGAGCUGUCCUCCCACGCAAAACCGACCCUCGACCAAGACAUAUCCAUGGUGGCGAUGACCGACACAGGCGCCGUCUGGUCCGCGCUUGCCAACGGAAUCCGCACACACGAAGGCCCCGCCGCCUUCCUAACCUACCACAGCACCGUCACAUGGCUUGCCGGCACGCCCUCCGCCCUCGCAUCCUCCUUCUUCGGCCAUGAGCCCUGGCUCACCAUGGACGCCGUGCAGUCCGGCCACAACAUCGGCCACGACACCUACGUCGUGACCACACCUCCCGCAGGUAGCUGGGUGGCCAUGAAAAACUACGAGCCGGUGGAAAUCAUGUAUUCCCGUGUCCCCGCGCGACCAGUCAUUGAUCUGGAGAACCACUACGAGGACUGGCCGGGGAUCAACGGGCAGCGGUGGAACGCCAGCCUGGUUAGGAACGGUGCUUGGCAUGCGGUGUUUGCGGGGGCAGCGGGACAUGUUUAUGGAUGCCAUCCCAUGUGGCAGUUCUACGACCCAGCACGCAAUGCAAGCUAUCGGGGUGCAAAGCCGACGAGGGACUGGCAGACAGCAUUAAGCUUCGAUGGUGCCGGACAGAUGGGUCAUGUACGAAGGUUCAUUGAGGACCGCAGCACGUAUUUCACCCGGGUUCCAGAUCAGUCAAUCGUUACUUCGUACGACUGGGACAGCGUCGAUCGUGUCAGCGGUACAAGAGACUCUGGUGGGAAGUGGCUGGCCGUGUACAGUCCCAGAGGUGUUCCGUUCAUGGCGGACACGACAAAGCUGGUGGCCUCUGGGAGGUUGGCGGCGAGUUGGUAUGAUCCAAGGAAUGGCACAUAUACUGCUAUUUCAGGUCCUGUAGAACGGCGCAUGAAUGUCACGUUUCGACCACCAAGUACUGGGACUACUGAUAACGACUGGGUGUUGCUUGUUGAGGCAUGA